Messenger RNA from Symbiodinium necroappetens, 446 nucleotides. The record is from the annotation of a GenBank genome assembly. Lineage: Eukaryota; Dinophyceae; Suessiales; Symbiodiniaceae.
GCCAAGUCAUCGCGCCCGCCAACCUGAAAAAGGUUUUUGGCAAGGACGGCUUUUGCAAGGCACAGUCGGCCGACGCCGUCAUCAGGAAGCUUAGAGAUGUCUUGAGUGGGAAUGGUCUGGACAUCAUGGCAGAUCCACGAUUGCUGAAUCUCAUGGGCGUGACAGAAAUCAACAUCGCAAGAAUGGUUUUGGGUAUGGCCUCACCUGCCCAGGAGAAGCCCUAUGAGAGCGUGGAAGCUGUUGGUCAUGACUGCGUUCUCCUUUUGAAUGCGAACCUAGGCUCUACCAUGUCCAGCCCAUGGCUGUCGUACGCACAAAAGACAGAUGAAGGCCCUGCAGGCAGCGCAGCAUCAUCCAGUGGCAUAGGGGAACGCCUUCGGGAAUUGAAUCCCGAUGGCAGCCUCAAGGAUCCCUCGAUCCUGCUUCUUGAUAUGGGUUCACACCCG